AUGGCCGAAAACAACAUAAAGCCGCCCAAACAGUUCAUCAUAAACUCUAAUGAAGAUGUAGCGAAAGCGUGGAGGCUGUGGCUCCAACAAUUCGAGUGGUAUGCCAUCGCUACAAACCUGGAAGAGAAAAAACCAGCGGUGCAAGUGGCGGUCUUCAUGGCAUGUAUCGGACCUGACGCGGUGGUUAUAUACAAUACGUUCAAUCUUUCAAGUGAUGAGAAGUUACAAUUACAAACCAUUAAAGACAAAUUCACAAAUCACUUCACUCCAAAGAUCAACGAAUCAUAUGAAAGAUAUAUAUUUAAUACCAUAAUACAAAAAGAGGGCCAACCAUUUGAUGAAUUUCUCACAGAACUUAAAAGUAAAGUGAAAAACUGUGAAUAUGGUACCUUAGAGGACAGCCUCAUUCGUGACAGAAUUGUAAUAGGAGUAAGGAGCGACUCCCUUAGAGAGAAGUUGUUAGCUGAACAUGACCUUACACUGCAAAAAACUAUUGACCUCAGCCGCUCAGCGGAGCAAGUUAAAAUGCAAGUAAAAACAAUGAAGCAGGCUCCUACUGUAGAUGCGGUUACCUGGAACAGUCAAAACACCAACAUUAAAAAAAAAGAAGAUAACAUCAAGAUGAAUAAUAAAAAAAGAGAAGAUAAAAGUGAAGAGACAUUUCAUUGUGGUAGAUGUGACACUAUACAUGGCCGGAGAAAUUGUCCUGCUUUUAAGAAAAUAUGCUUGAGAUGUAACCGGAGAAACCAUCUCACCAAAUGCUGUAAAAUAAAAACUGUGGAUUCACUUCUCCAGAAUGAGGAAUAUGAUAGUGAAGACGGAUUCAUGGUGUCAUCAAUAGAUACUGAUGAUGACGUGGGUACAGAAGACUGGUAUGAGCCAUUAACCUUACCUAAUGGAGUCACAGUGAUGUUCAAACUUGAUUCAGGCAGUCGGUGCAAUGUUAUUAAUCGUGAAAUAAUGGAUAGAACAAAAUCACAUCUCAGUCCGUCAACAACCAGAUAUCUGACAUCCUAUUCAAAGCAUAAGAUGCAAGUAUUAGGCGAAGCUAAACUGGUGACUAUAAUUAAAGGACGGCAAAACCUUAUUAAAUACUAUGUUGUUGAUGAAAAAGUGUCACCAAUUCUUGGCAGGAAAACAUGUGAAAAAUUAAAUUUAGUGAAGAGAAUUGAUGCUAUUACAAUAAACGAUGACUUGUUUGAAGGAAUUGGUUGCUUGAAACAGUACAAAUAUGAUAUUGAUUUAGUAGACAAUCCAAAGUUACCAAUAUGCCCGGCACGUAAAAUUCCCCACACAAUAAGACAAAAAGUCAAAGAUGAGUUGGAUAGCAUGGUAGAACAGAAAAUAAUUAAACCAGUGACAAAGCCUACACCAGCUGUUUCACCUAUGGUUGUGGUAAAGAAAAAUGACAAAAUAAGACUUUGCCUAGAUCCCUCAGAAAUAAACAAAAAUUUAAAAAGGAGACAUUACCCACUUAAUACUCUUGAGGAAAUUGCUGCCAGAAUUCAUGGCUCUAAAUGGUUCACACUGCUAGACUGUAGAAAAGGCUUUUGGCAACUACAAGUGACACCCCGCACAUCAGAUUAUCUCACAUUUAGUACACCCUUUGGAAGAUAUUCUUGCUUAAGAAUGCCCUUCGGCUUAGCAUCAGCUCCAGAAGUCUUCCAGCAAGUUAUGAGCUCACUCUUAGCGGACUUGGAAAAUACAGAGGUAUCAAUGGAUGAUGUACUUCUACAUGCUUCCAGUAAGGAUGAAUUAGAGAAGACUACACAGAAAGUACUGGAAAAGCUUAGGAAUGCAGGUCUCAAACUCAAUAAAGAAAAGUGUGUAUUUAGUACACAAGAGGUCAAAUUUCUGGGCCACAUAGUAACUAGCAAAGGCUUAAAGCCCGACCCAGAAAAAAUAGAAACCAUCACAAAAAUUAAGAGACCAGAAAAUAUAAAAGAACUGCAACGGUUUCUAGGUUUAAUCACCUACUUAUCAAAAUUCAUAAAAAAUAUGGCAGAUAUUACCAGCCCCCUAAGACAAUUAUUACACAAAGAUGUAGAAUGGAUUUGGGAUCAACCACAAGAAGAAGCGUUCCUCAAAUUAAAAGAGCUGUUAAAAAACCCACCUGUUCUGGGAUUUUAUGAUCCUCAAGCACCUAUUUUGCUCUCUGUUGACGCUAGUAGUUAUGCCUGUGGUGGUGUAAUGAUUCAAAAAGAAAAACCUAUUGCUUACUGUGCUAAAUCUUUCACUAAAACUGAGCAAGGCUACAGUCAAUUGGAAAAAGAAGCCAAUGCAAUCUUAGUGGCUUGUAAAAAAUUCCAUAACUAUAUCUGGGGUUGCAAGGACUUAACAAUAGAAUCUGAUCAUAAACCUUUAGAAACAAUUUUCAGAAAACCACUUACCAGUGCACCACCAAGACUGCAAAGAAUGUUAUACCAGAUUUUGCCAUAUAACCCCAAAGUGACAUAUAAAAAGGGUUCGGAGAUGUAUGUAGCUGACACUUUGAGUCGAGAUUGUGAAAAGCUAAACUGUGAAGAUGUUAACUCAGAAAACUUGCAAGUAUGUGCCAUCGUGCCAUUUUCAAAAAAUCGAAGACAAGAAAUCAAACAAGAAAUUGAGAAUAGCAGUGAGUUGAAGACCUUAAAACAAAUUAUACAAGAUGGGUGGCCUGAAAAAAUGGAGCAAUUACCAGAUAACUUAAAAAAAUACUGGCACUAUAGAGAAACGCUCAGUGUAUAUAACAACCUCAUUUUCAAAAACGACAGGGUACUAGUACCCAUAUCAAUGGUACCACUAGUGAUGAAACAAUGCCACCUGGGUCACAAAGGUAUUCAAGGCACUAUAAGGCUCGCCCGAGACAACGUAUUUUGGCCAGGUAUGACUACGGAUUUAGUAAAUUACACGAAAUCUUGUACAGCAUGUGCAAAAGUACAAAAAGAUAAUCCAAUGGAGCCUAUUGUUGUACAAACAGCACCAGAACGCCCCUGGAGUCUUGUGGCAACGGAUUUAUUUCAUUUGAAAGGCAAAGACUAUAUAUUGAUAGCAGAUGGCUACUCAGGAUUCUUUGACCUUAAAGAACUGAAAGGAGUUACCAGCUUUGACAUAAUUGAUAAUCUGAAAUCUUGGUUUGCAACAUUUGGAAUUCCAGACAUACUAUUGACUGAUGGUGAAGACGAAAAGAAAUAUGCAGACAGAGGAAAAAAGGAAAAUAAAGAGUUUGUUACUAAUGAAAACGUGAUGCUACGAAAAGGUCAUCGAAACUGGGUCCCAGCAAAAAUAGUGACAGAAGAAGGUCACCGAGCCUACAAAGUAGAGACUGAUGAUGGUGCAAUUUAUAAAAGGAACUCCUGGCACUUAAAACCGACAGAAAAUUCUAUAGAGCUGGCCACAAAAGAUCCAGUGCCAGGAACAGAAGAUCCAGACCCUGUCGGACAACCGUCACCUAUAGACCAGUCACCAGUCUCUGUAGGACAGCCGUCACCUAUAUCACCAGCAAAACCCACACUUCCCGUGGCGGGUCCAGAACCACAGCCGCUACUGACAGCUCCUCAACCUCGAAGUACUCGCAGUGGGCGGUUAGUGGUCACGCCUGCUAGAUAUCGCUGA
Cydia pomonella (codling moth) is the source of this 3594-nucleotide messenger RNA. RefSeq lists its product as uncharacterized. Lineage: Eukaryota; Metazoa; Arthropoda; Insecta; Lepidoptera; Tortricidae. Bases 1 to 3594 code for a protein of 1197 amino acids. The transcript has 2 exons. Gene Ontology annotation, molecular function: nucleic acid binding. The record is from RefSeq and is a predicted model, not a curated record.